Molecule: messenger RNA, 1481 nt
Organism: Halichondria panicea
Lineage: Eukaryota; Metazoa; Porifera; Demospongiae; Suberitida; Halichondriidae
Exons: 3
Coding region: 128-1288 (386 amino acids)
Molecular function (GO): metalloendopeptidase activity
Source: RefSeq, a predicted model, not a curated record
GAACUAGGCGGAGCUGGUCUAUGUUUACAGAAUCUUGGCUGCAGAAUAUAAAAUGCCACUAGAACCUGAACCCAGAGUUUAGUCUACUCUACCUAGCUACAGCCUAUAGGAUAUAAUUAUAGAUAACAUGUACAUGUUAUCCAUCUUUUUUCUGUCCAUAAUGGUGAGCUACUGUGCAUGCUCACCACGAGAAGAGAGAUUCUGGCCUCUGAACAACAUCACUGAUGAUGUUAACUUAGGUCAAUCUUCCCCAUUUGGUCCAAGACUGAUGAACAGUGAAGGAUCUAGGUAUGAUUUCCAUCGAGGUGUUGACAUUCCCACUCCCCUGUUCACCGUGGUGUACGCCAUUGAUGAUGGUACUGUCAGGAUUCCUGGUCCAACCCACUCAGGUUUCAGUGACGGUGUUGUGCAGCUCUUACAUACUGGAUGGGAUGAUGACGGAGACCCAAAUAUGAAGUACUACUCCACCUACAUUCACUUGAAUGACUCUUUCCUCAGAGAGAAGGAUGUUGGCGAUUUUAUUUCAAAAGGAACACCCAUUGGAACAACUUAUCAAACUAACAAUAAUUUCCCUCACCUUCAUUUUGAGAUUCGAGCUGGAACACUCUUUGCUGGUCACGCCUGUAACCCAUGGAAGUACCUCCCUUGUGGACACUGUAAUCCGUUUCAAGCCAAUGUAACUAUUUCGAUAGAGCAAAUAGUUGAAAGUAACAAUUGUAGUGCCACUGUUCAAAUAUUAGUGCCACCAAACCAGUUAACAUUCGCUGCAGUGCAGUUGGAAGUGAGUGGGGGAAUGUCGAAAUUUAACAGAACAAUCGAUAUUUGUGAAACUAACAUUUUCUACACCAACUAUCCUUCAUAUGAUACUACUAGACUCGAUGACAACACAGUCGUACCCAAUCUUGUUAUCAACCCCCACUUUUUCAAUAGUAGGUCAUUUGGCAAAAACGAGUGGUUAGGUGUAAGCUAUACAUUUUUGAAUGUGCCAGCUGUAGACGGAGCAAGAUUGGCUGAAAUCAAAGCUACGAUUUUCGAUGUCUUUGGUGAAAAGGUCAUAUCAGAUCCUUUGUUUUACGAUAGCUCCUGUUCACAAGUGGAAUCUCCCACUACGUCUGGAGAAGAAAGCACAACCUCUCAGUCAGUCAUGAUCACCACUGGCAGUCCCACUACAUCUGGAGAAGAAAGCACAACCUCUCAGCCAGUGAGUGCUGGUGGGAAGAUGAAUGGUGCCAUGUGUAUUCAAGGAAUCAUGCUGCUUACAAUUAUUAGUUUGUAUUUCUGUAAUUAGCGCUUUGUAGCAUCAGCAAAUCAAUUUUAUACCAAUGCAUGUGCAUGCAUCGACUCCUAUAUAGCAUUAAUUAUUGAACAAUAACUCCUUUAAAUUCUUUAUGUAUAUCUUGAGUAUUCAUUAGACAGGCAGAUAUAUACAUAUGUAUAAUAUUUUAUGUGCAGAUAUGAACCAAACAUAUAAUUAUUACUUG